Malassezia globosa CBS 7966 is the source of this 1587-nucleotide messenger RNA. RefSeq lists its product as uncharacterized. Gene Ontology annotation, biological process: sphingosine biosynthetic process; ceramide biosynthetic process. Gene Ontology annotation, molecular function: serine C-palmitoyltransferase activity; pyridoxal phosphate binding. Lineage: Eukaryota; Fungi; Basidiomycota; Malasseziomycetes; Malasseziales; Malasseziaceae. The coding region runs from base 1 to 1587 and encodes 528 amino acids. The transcript has 2 exons. The record is from RefSeq and is a predicted model, not a curated record. Gene Ontology annotation, cellular component: endoplasmic reticulum.
AUGACUGGUUCGGAUUCGAUACAUCAAGAUCCAUAUGGCGGGAUCGUCCAGUGGAUGGUGUGGCUAGUGAACUCCAUUCCUGGUCGAGACAUUGUUGUGCGGUACAUCGCCAGUAGCUAUCAACACGACCCAGUCCGUUCCCUUCUGGAACUCAUCUUGUUCAUCUUUGCUCUUCGCACGAUUUUGCAAAAUCGAACGCGUGCGCGAGGAAACUCGCAUUUUAUUGAUUUCUCCAAGAAAGAAAUUGACUACUUGGUCAAAGAAUUUGAGCCAGAACCCUUGUGUUCACCGCUGACAGCAGAACAACAAGAAGAACUCGAUGGCAUCCCUGAGGUGUGCGGUCAUGCAUCAGCGCGCCCCCUGGUGAAAGCGCCGUGGAUGACAGGCACAUUGCCACGACGCGUUUUGAAUCUUGCAUCGUUCAAUUUUACUGGUAUGUUGGAGGCGCCAGAAAUUGAGGCGCAGGCGAGAACUAUCCUUCGUGAAUACGGUGUUGGAAGUUGCUCUCCUCCAGGCUUUUACGGAACUAGUGACAUGCACAUCAAGCUGGAGUCGCGGGUCGCCACUUUUUUCCGCAAAGAUUCGUGCAUCGUGUACAGUCAAGGAUUCUCGACAACCAGCAGUGUGAUUCCAGCAUUCUGCAAACGCGGCGACGUUAUCGUUGCUGAUGAAGGCGUGGCAUUUUCAAUCCAAAAAGGGCUGCAGUUGUCCCGCAGUCACAUCCAUUGGUAUAAACACAACGACAUGAAAUCACUUGAAUCUGUCCUAAUGCAUUUGAACGAAGAGCAGGAAAGCUCUCGACGGCCCCUGACGCGUCGCUUCAUUGUUACAGAAGCUCUAUUUGAGAGGGAUGGAACCAUCACGCAUUUGCCUCAGAUUGUGGAACUAAAGAAGAAGUACAAAUUCCGGAUGGUUUUGGACGAAUCCUACAGCGCCGGUAUCCUUGGCAACACAGGCCGGGGUCUGACUGAACUGCAAAAUGUCGAUCCUGAUGACGUCGACAUUAUUGUGGGCAAUCUAGCGAUUGCCUUCUCUACGGCUGGUGGAUUCUGUGCAUCGACAAAGGAAAUUGUGAAACACCAGCGUAUUAAUGGUCUCUCAUUCGUAUUCUCUGCCGCCAUGCCUGUGAUGAUGGCGAAUGGAUCCACUGUUGCUAUGGACUUGCUUGAUGGAGACUUGGGCGUGUUCGAGCGACUUCGUGAAAACACGUCGAUCCUGCGCAAUGCGCUCGAUCCCAUAAGUGCAAUUGCAAUUACAAGCUCACCAGAGAGUCCUCUUCAGCAUGUCCAACUCAGACCUAGUGAAGAUGACACGAACCUUGCGGUCUUGUACUCGGAUCCAAAAGCACAUGCGUCGUGGAUGGCUUCGCAACAGGAGGUUCUCAAGAAAAUUGAGCGGCUUGCCCUCAACCAAGGUGUCUGGAUUUCUAGGAAUCCACACAUCCCCAGUAUCCGAGCUGAACUUGAUCAGGGACCAUGGGCACGUCCUAGUCUAAGGAUCAUCGCUACAAGUGCACUUAGCCCCGCUGAAAUGAGACAAGCAGCUGAUAUCGUCCGUGCGAGCAUAGUUAGUGUACUUGGAUCAUGA